AUGAGGUUCGGAAUCAAACAUUUCUUCUGGAAAAUAUUUGAGAUACGACUAAAUGUUUCAACUAAAUGUUCAUCUUCAUCGUAAACAUAUGAACUCUUAGACAUUUUCUUAAUCUAAAAAAUGGUUUCUCAAUAACUUUUUCAAUUUUUUUUCUCAAAUCCCACUAUGCUAUGAAAAAAAAACCAAUUUUGUCCAGAAAACGACGUCGGCCAACCAACGGAUCUCCGACCCAGAAGGGCUCAUUCAAAAACUUCCAUCCAAAAGUUUUGAUGGGCGUAUGCAUGGUGAGUCAAUUGAAAGUUCCCUGCAAUUAGUUAUUUUUGAAUAAAUGAGGAAAAAAUUUUUUUAACUCGCUCAAUAUCUCGUGCCUUGUUUUCCAAGAAAAUGCCAUGGGAACUUUUAUUUAUGUUUUCGCUGGAACAAUUCCAGAAGAAAGAACGUUAUAAGGCUUCACCUAAUGACGAAGAAGCCUCAAAACAAUGUUAUCGACUUUCUAACCACUUAUCUUGCAAAAAAAGAUCUUGAAAUGCAAUGGGAAAAUACAUAAAGACAUACAUGACUUUCAGAGCAAUGAGGCAAAGAUGAUCCACGUGGAAGAAAAUUUCGCGAAGCCGCGUGUCGAGCCGAGGCCACCAAUGGCCGUCGAGCACAAGACCUACGACUACAAACAAAUAGAAGACGAACAGGACGACGAGCAGUUUGCCAUUAUAUCCUGUCCUCACGCGAUCGGUGACUCCUGAUAAUACUUAAAAUAACUGAUAAGAAUAAAAAAAUUGCGAAUUGAAAAAAAAUCAUUCGCUAUGUUCUUAGUAACUAGUUAGCUUCCCAGAUCGAAUAAUUUUUGAAGUAAGAGUCGAAUAAUUGAAGAGAGUGUAGCCGUUUUUUUGAAUGAAAAAUACUAAAGAUUUUUAUGAGCGUGUAAAAUUCCCCCUAAAAAUUGUAAAAUUUCAGCCGAUACUGAAAAUAAUGAUAAAACAAAAAAAUUAUAACAUAAAAAAAAUACAAGCGUUUGAUGGAAAACAUGCAAAUUUCAAUUACAUACAUAAAAUUGAAAAAAAUUGAGCAGCAACAACUUUAAAGUACGAAAAAUAUUUAGAUUUAGUUUUCCGAGAUUACUUUGAACGCGUCGUUUUGCAACGAAAAAAAAACGACCAUUUUUCCAAGCGAAUACAGUAAUCGUAGAGCAAACUUUCCUCGUCAUUUGAAAAAAAUUACUUAUUUCUCUAAAAAAAGUUUUUAUCUUUUUAUUUUUUUAAGUUCAGCUUUUUUUGUUGAUUUUUUUCUAUUAUUGUUAAGCACUAAACCAGUGAGCAAUACGUAAGAAUGUGUAGUUAUUUACGAUUCAUCGGAGAAGCCAUUUGGAAACUUCGAAAAUUUUUUCUUUCAACUUGAUAAUUAUCAAGUUGAAGGUUACCACUCUGACCGACUGAUAGUUGUGGACUUGGAACCGAAAAGUUCGACCUACUGCCAAGUGGUGAAUGAGUUGCGGCUGCCGGCGAAUGGAGAUGAACCAGGAAGAAUCAAUUGGGCCAAGUCGGCUGAUCAUCUACAUGACAUGCAAAAGGUCUGCAAGAAGACUUGUAAAGAGGGAAAUAAGGCGUUUCAGAUAAAUAGAAGGUAUAUGAUUGUACCUUGCAUGAAUAGCAGCAAGAUCUAUGUGGUGGAAGCUCAUGGUGGAACAUUAAAGCUGGAGAAAGUAGGUUUUUUUGUCAUUACGGAAACAAUUGCUUUUUGUAAAACAAGCAUAACUAGGCGAAUUUGCGACUUCAAAAAUUUUUUUGAAAAAUUCUUCUCCUUUAAGAACUAAUUUUUCCUGAAAUUUCAGGAAAUAUCCGCAGACACACUUCUUCGGAAAGAUGUUUCCUGCCCUUACGCCGUCAGAAGUCUGCCCUUAAAAGGGGCGCCUAUCCACAUUUCAACCCUUGGGGAUAAAGAAGGCCAUGGGAAAGGUUGCUUUCUCAAAGAAAAUGAGAUAUAAUCACAUUUUAGGUGAUUUUGUGUUGCUGGAUCGCCACACUUGGGAGGUUCGUAAAAAAAACGAUAGCGAAUUUUCUUCUUUUGGAGGCGAUUUUGCUUUGCAAGUAGAAACAUUGAAGUUUAUCAAUUUUCAUUCAUUAUUAUCUCCAGCCUCGUCAUAAUCUUCUGAUUUCGUGCGAAUGGGGCCAUCCAAGGCUGUUCCGCAACGGAUUCACCAACAGCGAUUUGGAGAAUGGUUUUUUAGUAAUUCUUUGAACGUCAAGUUUUCGGACAACAAAUGUUUCUCCCUGAAAAACCGAGAAAGUUUUGAGGCUGAUUCCAUCGAAUCAAAAUGUUUUAUUUUUCACAAACAAGUACUAAAUUUCACAAAAUAGAUGUAGGGAGAAUAUGGGAAAAAUAUGUGUUCGGAACUUGUGAUGAAGGGAAGAGGACUCGCGGUCGUGUGAACCCCCACUUCAUAUAUUUGUUGGGCGAAACUUUGACGCUCAAUUCUUGUUAAUAAAAAAAUGUCAAAAAUUAAAUAUUCAGUAUCAGAAUCGCUGGGAAACCAACUGCACGUUUGGCAAAUUUCCCCGCCAAAACUCAAGCAAACCAUCGAAUUGCACCCUUUUGACGGAUGUCUCACAUCUACUGUAAGGUGAGGAGUCUGAAAAUGAAAGGUUGGAACAAAAGUAAGGAAUAAUAUUUUGGAAAGAAGUUUCGCCAAAAUGUCUGAGAGGGUACAUUGGAAACUAUUUCAUUCAAAUUCUUGUCUUUUCCGCAUUUCAUAUACAUAUUUCUUCGAAAGUUGCUCCGUAUUCAGUGAUAAAUAAUAAUUGCGUGCAAGAAAUGAAAAAAAAAGAGGAAAAAGCGAAAACCUUUUUUGAGUAGAUGCUAAUUCAUUGAUCUGCAAUUUCAAUUUUGAUUUUUUGUCGUCUCAGGAUUGUUAAUAAUUAUUUUUUUGUCAUAUGAGUUGUUUUUUUUGCCUUUGAAUAUUUCUCAUUUUUCUCAUUAAUAAAUUUUCAAUAUUGAUUUGCCAUCAUUUCUCAAUUUAACUCUUUCUCAACCGGAACUUCGAUUUUCCAGCUGUUUUCUUUCACCAUGCUUGUGAUUAGAAAAAGGAAGUUCGAGAAUAUUUUCCUAUCCCGAACGGAAUUUUUAAGAUUCCUCCACAACGCCGACUGCAACCACGCGUUCGCCUGCUCAGCAAUAGGAUCUUCCCUUUUCCACAUUCACAUGGACAGUCUGACGCAAGAAUGGACCGCCGACAAAGUCGCCCAGAUUCCUUCGCUGCGGGUUUUCCUUUUCAAACUUCGGCCAUCAGCUUUUUCAAAAAGAUAGGUCACCAUGACCUUUUUCAGGUGGAACACUGGCAAUGUGAAGAAAUCCCGGCGAUUUUGACCGAUAUGGUCAUUUCUAUGGAUGAUCAGUUUUUAUUUCUGGCCGGUUACUUGCAUGGAAUCAUCUGGAAAUUCGACAUUCAGGACCCGUUUCGAGUGUCGCUUCAAUGCAAGGUUGAAAAAGAAAGAACUUUUGUUUUGAUAAAGAAAUUGGUACUUUGGUACUGUUUUCCUGGACCAUCGAAUGAAAUUUUAUGAAAUUUGGAUGAAUCAGAUGGCCACUAGUCUUAUAAAAGAAUUCUCAGAUCUCACUUGGCGGCGUAAUGACCUGCAAUCCAGAAGUGAGUCUGAAGACGUCGUGCGCCUUGGAAGACAUGUGGUGGCUGCCUCCGACCAAAAUCGCCCAAAUGCGCGGCGUUGACUUUCGCGGAGGCCCCGCUUCCAUGCAACUUUCCAAGGACGGGAAGCGGCUCUACGUCUGCAACUCCUUCUACAAGGCGUGGGACGCACAGUUCUAUCCAGAACUCAUAUCGUGGGAGCUUCUGACUCGAAAACAGUUACGGGAAGAAUUUCAGAGAGGGAGGUCAAAUGAUAAAGAUCGACGUGUUGCAAGAUCAGCUGGUUCUUGACGAGAACUUUUUGAUCGAAAUCAAGGUUUCAUCAAUUUCUUGUAACUUGGAAAAUAAUCAAAAAUGUUUGCAGGACGACAAGGAAGGGCCGUUCGUCGUUCGGGACAUCCGAUUCUUCGGCGGCGACUGUACCAGCGACAACUUUCUUUGA
This is a messenger RNA of Caenorhabditis auriculariae, 4076 nucleotides long. The record is from the annotation of a GenBank genome assembly. Lineage: Eukaryota; Metazoa; Nematoda; Chromadorea; Rhabditida; Rhabditidae.